Molecule: messenger RNA, 1461 nt
Organism: Chlorella variabilis
Lineage: Eukaryota; Viridiplantae; Chlorophyta; Trebouxiophyceae; Chlorellales; Chlorellaceae
Exons: 5
Coding region: 1-1461 (486 amino acids)
Source: RefSeq, a predicted model, not a curated record
AUGGGCCCGCCCGGGACGGUCCCCAUCAAGCACCGCAAUCUGGAGCCUGCAGCGAGCGUGGGGGGACGAGCCGAACCGCUUAUCGCAGCAGCGGUCAACGCUUUUGUCGCAGAGGCGGGUGGGCCGCCGGUCUCUCCUGAAUUGGACGGCAACAGCGGCCAGAAGCAGCAGAGUGCAGAUGCCGAGGCAAUUGACGCCAAGGCAAUUGAGGUGGCUGAGGACCUGCAGCCGCGGCGGCGGGCGGUCGCAGCAGCGGCCCCUGCAACAGAAGGAGAAGCAGAAGCCGGAGAAGGGGCCCCGGUGGAUACAGCAGAAGCAAGGGUCCCGAGUGGGGCUGCCGAGACGGACAAAGAGGUGGCGGCAGCAGAGGCGGCAGUUGAGGCAGCAGAUGGCGACAGCUUGCAGCCUCCCGAGGAGGUGCUGCCACAGGCGGAGUCAAGCCACGACCCGCUGCUGCCAGCAGACGGCUCAGAGAGCCGGAUGGGCAGUGUCAGUGCAGCAGAUGGGGCCGCCGCAGCGGCUGGGCAGGCCAGCGAAUUAGGCGGCCGGCAAGGCGACCAUUCGGCAGCAGCGGCAGGUUCGAUGCCUGGAGAAGCAGCAGAGACUGGUUGCGAGGCAGGUGCCGACAGCGGCAGGAGCAGUUUCCAGGAGCCGGCAGAGGAGGGCAGCCAAGUGGCGCUUCUGCCGCCGGCGGAGGUUUCGCUCAAACAGCCCCGCCUGUCCCAGCUGUCCUCCUUCCUCUCCUGCACCAGCAGCAGGGCUGGCGGCGACAACGGGGAGACGGUCUCGAAGCGGCAGACCCCAUCAAUCCCACCAGAAGCAGGCCAGCUCCCGCAACUAGACUUUGGUGCGGCGGCUGCCGAGCUGGUUCUGCUGCCGCGCUCCAAGCUGCUGCCGCUGGCGCAUCCGGAGCAGGCGCUGGCGGAUGCAGCUGGCAUGCUGGGAAGGCAAGCUGGGCAGGAGGUCCCCACGCUGCUGACGGCGCUGCUGACAUUGCGACGAGUGGCCAUCCACCACCAUUUGCUGCUGGGCGACAGCCUGGAGGAUGUGGUGGCGCUGCUGAUGGAGUGCCUGCACGGCGGUGAUGCGGCGGUGGGCCAGGCAGCCACGCUGGCCCUGCUGGACCUGCUCGUCUCCUUUGGCAGCGCGAUGCUGCGGCACUGCGAGAACCGCACGAUGCCGCAGUACAGCUGCCUGCUGGGCCUGCUGCUGGCCGCCAGCUGCGGGCGCACCCCCGCCAUCCGCCACUAUGCCAACGAGGCGCUCAGGCACAUGGCGGAGCGGCUGAACCAGCUGAAGGUGAUCCGCCUGCUGGAAGCCUACCUGGACCACCCGCAGGCUGCCGUGCGCAGCAAGGCUGCGGAGCACCUGAUGAGGUGCACCUACCGGCGGCCAGACGACACCACCCCGCCACGCUCCCCCGCCAGGCCCGCCUCGCCUGUCAUCAAGUGGAGGGGCUGA